Molecule: messenger RNA, 2489 nt
Organism: Myripristis murdjan (pinecone soldierfish)
Lineage: Eukaryota; Metazoa; Chordata; Actinopteri; Holocentriformes; Holocentridae
Exons: 7
Coding region: 1-1938 (645 amino acids)
Source: RefSeq, a predicted model, not a curated record
AUGUUCCCACCAGAGCUAAGUCCAACGCCUCCGCAGCUCUUCAUCUCUGUCAUGGCUAGGACAGAAGAAGAAAAGGAGAUGAGGAAGGAACACGAGGGAGAGGAGAAGAAAUACAAGGAAAAGGUCUGGGACAAACAGGAAGAGGUAGAAAGAGAACAAAAUGAGAAGAAAGGGGACCAAAAAGAAAUGGGACAGACAGAAAAGUGCUUUGAACUGAGCAAACUUGCACUUCCACAAGAAAUCUUGGCAGAGGAAGAAGAAAAGGAGACAGAAGAAAGAGGAGAUGAUGGAAAGCACAAGGGAAAGGGAAAAGAUAAUCCUGACAAAUUUGGGUUAAUCACCCCUAUGAUGACAGAAAACUACACUCAGAUAGGAGAAAUAGGGAUGAGAUCCAUCCUCAAUUCUUCAGUAGAUCAAGAGGUGGGAUGGACACGGGAAGAACGAGUUGCACCUUUUCCCAAGCCCCCUCGUAAAAACAAGCCAAACACAGUGCUCCACACUGAGAUCCAAACUCUUCAUCCCCCGACCCAGGACCCAAUGAAAGAAGAUCAGUACACAUCAAGUGGAGACAUCCAUCGUGAGCCUCUUCUGAGGGACACUCAUGAUGCUCUGAUCAAGCCCUCUGAGACAGACACGUGGACUGGUGCUGUCAAACGAACAGUGGAUCACAAAGGGAUGCAGCUGUACCACCAUGGGGGGCAUAAUUUGGUACCUGGCAAUGACAUGGUGAUUUUUAAAAUGUCAAGCGGACAUCUUAAAGAAACAGACGUGGUAGGGAGAGAGCUGGAUCCAGGUGAGAGAGGUUGGGGCGGACAACAAGAAACCAUUGAGACUGACCAUAAGAACAAGGCAGUAGGAAAAAUGAAGAAACUUGCUAUGAAGAUGGGUAGAUUGACAGAAGCAAGACAGCAGGGGCGAGGAAACGGAGGGGUUAAGGAAGAAAGAGAUGGAGUAAGAGAAGAGGACGAUGAAAUUACAUGUGCCUUAUACAAAGACCAGUCUCCAGUCAGAUGGCAGCAACAAAUGCCCAUCACCAACGAGAAAGAGAGGCAUAUAGAGCAACAAGGUAAAGAUGAAGUGGAGAAGGACGAAGAGGAGGGGAGGGAUGAAGACACUAUGGACCAGUCAGCGAUGGAGGAGACGCUGGGUCCUACUGGCCACAUAGCGAGAUGGGUUACAAGACGAAAUGCAACUUCACAGAGCCCUUUCAGCUCCUUCAAGUUCAGCAGUGGAAGCAACCUGGUGGAAGAGCUUCUGUCAGCAUGGUCACACCUCCUGUCCACCUACCAGAGCCCCUCCCCUCCCCAGCCUCUGGACCAGUCCUGCUCAGAGGACAUGGCCCAGCCCAGCCUGUAUGGACCAGAUGCAGACGCAGAUCUGGACCUCCCUCUGGAUGUUUUUGAAUGCAAUCAUGUCAAAACUGAGGAGCCAUCUAUCUCUGAGUAUACGGCCUUAUCAGAGAGCAGCGUCACAGCCGAGAGCCAAGCACAUGUGAAUCAACAGGAAGAGGGCAGCUUGAACAGUGGAGCAGUCAUUUCUGCCGUGCCGGAGAUAUCACUGGACAAAGAAGGAGUUAUAAUGAGCCCCAGGACUAAAAACGUCUAUGACACUAUGGUGUUGAUCCAGGCUCCGUGUCCUGCGUUCACAGACACUGACAUCUCUGAUGUUAAGUCUCUAGGGCCCUUGGACUGUUCCAUUCAGAGGUAUCGCAUCAAGCUGAGCAAGAAGAGGAGACACCGAGCGCCACGGCUUCCAAGUAGGACCCGAGAAAUCAUUCCCUCCUUCACUUGUCUACAAGUCUUCCCCACGUCUGUCUUCUACAAUGUCCCAACUUCUGGAGGCAUGGAGGAACAGAAAGCCCACACCAUACAGUGUGUUCACAGCAGUCCCAGAUCUCUUGCCAAGUUCAUGACAGCUCUGAGGGUCAAACCAAGAUGAAAGCAGUCCAGGCAAAGGAGGACACAGGAAUGAAAUAGUGGCCCCUCUUUGUUUUAGCAUACGUUUGUGCAAUAUAAAUUAUAACAAUAACAACAUCAGCAGGAGAUAAGGCUGAAUUUCUUGGGGAAAUGGUAUGAUGGAUACCCUGAUAGCACACUCUCAUUGGCCCUAUAUGUCUACCUAACGUCAAACUGAUGAAUGAUCAGAGCAUAUUGAUGUCACCCCCAUGUAGUUUUCUCACUGGCACAUUGGAGCUAUUUUUCUGUUUCUGAUAUCUGCCCUACAUCAUCAUCAAUGUAAUCUACAGAUCAUUUUAAAGUCAGGCCUCCAUAUUAAAAGCCAACACUGAGCUCACUGUAUGUAGGCAAGAUGCUUUCAAGAGAAAACAUUGGUAUACCUUUACUUGUAUGUAUGUAUUAUCUGAACUAUUAUCUGUAACUAUUAUCAGAGUUGAUUUAACAAUAAGAACAUGUGACCUGUUGGGAGGACCAACUGUGCUGGUCUGUUCCUAAUUGGUCCACAACUGUUGUUCUUUAUAUAUAUAGUGUAUA